AUGACCGCCACCGCCCUAAGAACCUGCACUCACCCUCAGCUGCAGGACCCACUCCAUGGCGAUAUCACCGUAAUUGUGCAUAGCUCCGACGAAUCCACAACCACCACCAACAUCAACAACACCAAUACCACCACCACCUACUACGUGCACCGCCUACUGCUGUCCCUGUGGUCGCCCGUGUUCCGCACUAUGCUCACCAACGGCAUGCGGGAGUCGACCCACAGCGUGGUCCACCUGCGCGAGCACCCCCUGCACGCCCCGCACUUCGGCCUCGUCCUGGCACGCCUCUACCCCAACGCACCGCCCAUGGCCCCCGCCACCGUCCACUCGGUCCUCUACUUCGUGGACAAGUACGACCUGCCCGCCGCGCUCAGGCUCGAGUGCGAGGCCGUGCUCCUCAGGCAGCCGCGGUCGUGGGCGCUGCUGGUCACGGCCCAGACCUACGGCCUCGCCAGCCUGCUGGCCCGGCAUGCGGAGUGGGCCAGCGCCAAUCUGGACUCCGUGCCCGAUGCACCACCAUCGGCGGUCGAGGGGGCGCUGCUGCUGGGCGAGAUCGAGGUGGAGACGUGGGUCAAGAUCAUGCGGCACACGAUGGCGCGGCUGACCAACACCAAGCAGCUGCUGCGGAAGAUGCUGCUGGCCAGCAACUGCAACAUGUGCGGCGGGGCACAAGGGUCGGCAGCGGUAGCGGUGUGUGGCAGGAGCUUGUACUGCUCGCACCACGUGCAGUUCAUGUGUCUCCUGGCCUCGCUGACCGACACCUCGCCGUAG
Acanthamoeba castellanii str. Neff is the source of this 771-nucleotide messenger RNA. RefSeq names its product BTB/POZ domain containing protein. The transcript has a single exon. Gene Ontology annotation, molecular function: protein binding. The record is from RefSeq and is a predicted model, not a curated record. Bases 1 to 771 code for a protein of 256 amino acids. Lineage: Eukaryota; Discosea; Longamoebia; Acanthamoebidae.